Molecule: messenger RNA, 3999 nt
Organism: Diatraea saccharalis (sugarcane borer)
Lineage: Eukaryota; Metazoa; Arthropoda; Insecta; Lepidoptera; Crambidae
Source: the annotation of a GenBank genome assembly
CAAACAUGUGCUAACAUGGCGACUUUUCAUUAUUGUUCGCAACACCUUGUUAGAUAAUUAUUGCGUUGCUGGUAUGGGACUGCUGCUUCGGCGAGUGGGAUUCCUUUCUUUUUGACAUUUUUUCUUUCAUUUGGUUAUAGCCGUAAAGCCAGGUAAAUAAUGAGCGUCGACGCGUACGGGCCGAGCUCGCAAACGCUCACGUUUUUAGAUACUGAAGAAGCGGAUCUGAUAGGAGCUGAUACUCAAGGUUCAGAAUUUGAAUUCACUGACUUCACUCUCCCUUCUCAAAGCCAGACCCAGGCUUCCCAACAUGAUCAUGGACUGUCAUCCAACCAGGUAAACGGUCUUGGACGUGAUCUUACUUCUAAAGUAUCCAACGUCACUAAUGCGAUUGCAGAACUGCAAUUCGAGGAAGAAGAUGAAACUUUGUACAGCAGCAAAGAACUCCCUGACCAUGCAUGUAAAUAUUGUGGGAUCCAUGACCCAGCAACUGUGGUCAUGUGUAAUAUAUGUAACAAAUGGUUCUGCAAUGGACGUGGCAAUACAUCAGGUUCCCAUAUUAUAAACCAUUUGGUUAGAGCCAAACAUAAGGAAGCAGCUUUGCAUCGUGAUGGACCACUUGGUGAAACUCUUUUAGAAUGUUACUCUUGCGGUGCUCGCAAUGUGUUUGUACUUGGGUUCAUCCCAGCUAAAGCUGAUUCUGUUGUAGUGCUACUAUGUCGGCAACCAUGUGCUGCACAAAGUUCUUUGAAAGACAUGAAUUGGGAUCAAGAACAAUGGAAGCCUUUGAUUUCUGAUCGAGCCUUCUUAUCUUGGCUGGUAAAAGUGCCAUCAGAAGCUGAGCAAAUGAGAGCACGCCAGGUUACACCACAACAGAUUGGCCGUCUUGAGGAAUUGUGGCGUGACAAUGUUGAUGCCACUUUCCAAGACCUGGAGAAACCUGGAGUGGACGAAGAACCUAACCAAGUCUUGUUGAGAUACGAAGAUGGUUAUCAAUACCAAAACAUCUUUGGUCCACUAGUAAAAUUGGAAGCUGACUAUGACAAGAGACUGAAAGAGUCUCAGACUCAGGAGGGAAUCGAGGUGCGCUGGGAUGUAGGUCUCAACAAAAAAACCAUUGCUUACUUUACACUGGCUAAAACUGACAGCGAUAUGAAAUUGAUGCAUGGUGAUGAACUGAGACUGAGAUAUGUUGGUGAACUGCACAAGGCGUGGUCAGGUGUGGGACACGUUAUCAAAGUGCCUGACAAUUAUGGCGACGACGUCGGACUAGAGCUCAAGAGCGGCGCGGGCGCUCCCCUAGAUUGCACGUCAAACUUUGUCGUCGAUUUUAUUUGGAAGAGCACCUCUUUCGACAGAAUGCAGCUGGCUCUGCGAAAAUUCGCCGUGGACGAUUCGUCUGUGUCUGGUUACAUCUACCGUCGCCUGCUCGGUCAUGAAGUUGAAGAAGUCUUGUUCCGCGUACAUCUACCUAAGCACUUCAGUGCGCCCAACUUACCUGACCUCAAUCGUUCUCAGGUUUACGCCGUGAAGCACGCUCUGCAGCGGCCGCUGUCGCUGAUCCAGGGUCCACCGGGCACCGGCAAGACGGUGACGUCCGCCACCAUCGUGUACCAGCUCGUGCGGCAGAACGGCGGGCCGGUGCUCGUGUGCGCACCCUCCAACACCGCCGUGGACCAGCUCACCGAGAAGAUCCACCGUACCGGCCUCAAGGUAGUGCGCCUGUGUGCCAAGUCCCGCGAGGCCAUGGAGUCUUCGGUGUCCUUCUUGGCUUUGCACGAACAGGCGCGCGCGCUCGGCUCCGCGGACAGUGAGCUGCGCAAGCUCACGCGGCUCAAGGAGGAGGCCGGCGAGCUCUCAGCCGCCGACGAGCGCCGCUACCGAGCGCUGCGCCGCGCCGCCGAGCGCCGCCUGCUCGACGCGGCCGACGUGCUGUGCACCACAUGCGUCGGCGCCGGUGACCCGCGCGUCGCGCGCAUGCGCUUCCAGUCCAUCCUCAUCGACGAGGGCAUGCAGUCCACCGAGCCCGAGUGCAUGGUGCCCGUCGUCCUGGGCGCGCGCCAGCUCAUCCUCGUCGGCGACCACUGCCAGCUAGGGCCCGUCGUCAUGUGCAAGAAGGCCGCUAAAGCGGGCCUCAGCCAAAGCCUCUUCGAGCGGCUAGUCGUGCUCGGUAUCCGCCCGUUCCGGCUCGAGGUCCAGUACCGUAUGCACCCGGAGCUGUCGCGGUUCCCGUCAGACUUCUUCUACGAGGGCUCGCUGCAGAACGGCGUCAGCGCCGAGGAGCGCCGCCUGCCGAAGAUCGACUUCCCGUGGCCGCGGCCCGACCGCCCGAUGUUUUUCUACGUGACGCAGGGACAGGAGGAGAUCGCCGGCUCGGGCACCUCGUACCUGAACCGGACUGAGGCCGCGAACGUCGAGAAACUGACCACGCGCUUCCUGAAGGCAGGCGUGCGUCCCGAACAGAUCGGCAUCAUCACGCCGUACGAGGGCCAGCGUUCGUACCUCGUGCAGCACAUGCAGUACCAGGGCAGUCUGCAUGCAAAGCUCUACCAGGAGAUCGAGGUCGCGAGCGUCGACGCAUUCCAAGGCCGCGAGAAGGACAUCAUCAUCAUGUCCUGUGUCCGCUCCAAUGAGCACCAGGGCAUCGGCUUCCUGAGCGACCCGCGUCGCCUCAACGUGGCCCUCACUCGUGCUAAGUACGGCCUCAUCGUCGUCGGCAACCCGAAGGUGCUCAGCAAGCAGCCGCUGUGGAACCACCUGCUCGCAUUCUACAAAGAGCGGCGUGUGCUCACCGAGGGCCCACUGUCGAACCUGAAAGAGUCCGCGAUCCAAUUCGCGAAACCGAAGAAACUGGUGAACGCGCAGAACCCCGGCUCCCACUUCAUGUCAACGUCCAUGUUCGACGCCCGCGAGGCGCUGGUGCCGGGCUCGGUGUACGACCGCGCGCGCGUGCCGCGGGACCCGCUUGCGUACGUGGGCCCCCCGCGCGCCCCGCACGUGCCCGUGCCCCCCGCGCUCUUCCCCACCCCCCACGCCACGCACGCAUCCUCGCCCGCAGCCCGCGCUCGCCGCCGCCCGCCGCGUCUAUCGCAGGAGCCGCUGUCGCAGCAGCCGCCCCUGUCGCUGUCGCAAGGCGCGUCGCAGCCGGACUUCAGCCAAGAGUCGCUGGCGCCGGACUGUCCGUCACAGCCGGACGGUCUGCUGUCACAGGACUCGUCGUACCAGGGCGGGUUCAGGGCGCGCGGGGGGCCGUACUGAGCGCCGGGGCCGGACUCGGGACCGACCUGCCCGCCGCCGCCGCCUAUCACUCCGCGCGGAGCCUCUCCGCGAUAAUUCUGAUGCGUUAAAAUUCACCGUAUUCGAGGGACGGACGGGGUGCGAGUUCGCGAUGACACACAGGAAAACUAAUGCAGGAUAUCUCGAUCGGACGGUGGCGCGGAGCGGCCUCCGCUCGUUCGAUCGACCGACGGCCUCCGAGAGAGAACGGUGGAGUAGUCCCCCGCCCUCGGUGGUCCCCCCGCAGUAACGGAGCGGCGGACUCGUUCGCGACACGGUCGGCGCGGUGCCGUCCUGCCGUUUAGAGUCCGAACAUAUCUCCAUCUCGUCUGCUUCGGCGCAUCUCAUCGAACGUGAAAUCGGAUCUCCUGUCACGUACGAUUCCAUCUCUUGUUUUUUUUUUAGUUACCAACAAAUUUCACGAUGAAAUAUUCCGAGCGACGCCCGCUCAUCCACAAACCAUAUUCGUUCAUCACGGAGGUCUCAUUAUCCCCAUUUCUCGAUCCCUUUGACGAUAUUUUAAAAUAUACAUAACUUAAUAAGUCCAAAAACUCAUUUAAAUAAACGGGACAAUGUUGUUGCUUUUCCUUCAUAUUGUUCCAUAAAUUACUCCAGAAAUCACGAUCGAGUAGUACAUCAUACUUAUAAAUAUUUCACUUUAUCCAAAAAAAAUAUCAUAGAUGCUGUGAUAAAUAUUAGAAAAAUUACAAUAACCAAAUAUUU